This is a messenger RNA of Miscanthus lutarioriparius, 3708 nucleotides long. The record is from the annotation of a GenBank genome assembly. NCBI's taxonomy places the organism in Eukaryota, Viridiplantae, Streptophyta, Magnoliopsida, Poales, Poaceae.
AUGGAUCUUGUGGCCAGGGCAGUGGGCAGCAUCGUCACCAAGCUCGGCGAGCUCCUGCACGGGGAGUACAAGCUGCAGAAGGGCCUUCCGGAGCAAAUCGAGUAUCUGAAAAAUGAGCUCGAGAGUGCGCACACGGCUCUCUGCAAGGUGGGCGAGACGCCGCCAGAGCAUCUGGAUCGACAGGUCCGGCUGUGGGCUGGCGACGUCAGAGAGGCGUCCUACGACAUGGAGGACAUCCUCGACGCCUUCCUCAUCGAUGUCGUGGAGGGGGCCGCCCCUGCUGAGACUAAAAGCAAGAAAGGCUUGCUUAAACGUUUCAAGAAGAAGAUGGCCAGGCUGUUGAAGAAGAGCAAGGCGCGCCACGACAUCGCCGGCACGAUCGAGGACAUGAAGAAACGACUCCAGGAGGUGUUGGGCCGCCGCGACAGGUACUCCAUAUCCAUUGCGGUGCCUGCGCCGGCCACCAAACUGGAUCCUCGCCUUGUGGACAUGAACAAAGAGGCAGCACAGAUUAUCGGCAUCGAGAGGACGAGGGCAGAGCUCAUAGACAUGCUUCAGUCAUCGACCCACGGCCACGGAGAUGCUGGCGCCUCCAGCAGCAGCAACCGGACCAAGAUAGUUUCUGUGGUCGGAGCUGGUGGUCUGGGCAAGACCACUCUUGCCAAGGCGGUUUACAACAAGCUGAGUACGGUAUAUGAUUGUCGAGCCUUUGUUUCGGUUGGCCGCAAUCCUGACCUGGUGCAAGUCUUCACCAGCAUCUUCCUCCUUCUCGACGAAGAAAGGUACAAGGCCAUUCGUGAUGUAAACGACCUACAACUGCUCAUUGGCGAACUCCAAAAAUUCCUUGUAAACAAGAGGCAAUUUAUAUUUGAUAAUACAAAUUUGAAGAAGUUUCAACGGGGACAUUGUAAAUCUUGGAAGUACAAAGUUAUAAGGUUCUUCAUCGUUAUUGACGACGUAUGGGACAUAAAUUCUUGGCAAGCAUUAGGAUCAGCUUUGCAUCAGAACAAUAACGGAAGUAGAGUAGUCAAAACUACUCGAAAUCUAGAAGUAGCCUGUGGCGAUGAAGUUUACCAGCUUGGUUCUCUUUCACAUGAUAACUCAAAGAAGCUAUUUUAUAUGAGGCUAUUUGGUGGUGAAGACAACUGUCCUGCUCAUCAUCCUGAAGAGGCAUCUAAAAAGAUUCUACACAAAUGUGGUGGUGUGCCAUUAGCUAUCAUCACAAUGGCUAGCUUGUUGGUGGGCAAAUCAAGAAACGAUUGGUUUGAGGUGUGCAACUCUCCUGGUUUCUAUGGUGGCAGAGACAAUAGGCAGGCAGAUGAUACUGAGUGGAUAUUGUCCCUUAGCUACUAUGAUCUGCCUUCUCAUCUAAAGACCUGCUUAUUGUACCUAAGUGUGUAUCCCGAAGACUAUGAGAUUGAGAAAGAUUCUUUGAUAUGGAAGUGGGUAGCUGAAGGUUUUAUAGAGAAGAAAACAGGAAAAAGCUUGUUUCAGCGGGGAGAGGAAUACUUCCAUCAGCUCAUAAACAGGAGCAUGAUCCAAGGCGUGGAGUCAAUUGAGGAUGGCAUCAUACAUGGCUGUCGUGUUCAUGACAUGGUCCUUGAUCUUAUUCGUGGUCAGGCAGGCGAAGAAAACUUCAUGACUAUCUCAAAUGAGGAUGGAGGAACAUCAUCGCGACACAAGGUGCGCCGGUUAGCUCACCAGAACAGGAUACUACUGUUGGGUCAAUCUCAUCCUGACAGUCAUAGGGACACGACACAACUGAGGUCAUUGGUUGCCCAUGGGUGUGAUAUCCAUGGUUGGGUCUUGUCUCCGAGCUUUAAACUCUUACGCGUGCUAGCUUUAGAGAGGUGCACAUCAUCUGAUAAUUUUGAGUAUGACAGGCAUGGGCUUGAGCAUCUUGGAAACCUAGUUCAUUUGAGGUACCUAGGGCUACGAGGUACAAAGGUCAGAGAGCUCCCGGAGGCGAUAGGGGCUCUAAAGCUUCUACAGACACUGGACACGCAGCACACUGGACUAGAUCAGCUACCAUGGAGCGUUAGCCUGCUAACGAGGUUGGUCUGCCUACGAUGUGACAGCAAAUGGACGACAGCGCCGGAUGGGUUCCUCCAGAAGGUGACGUCACUGGAGGAGCUACAGAUAAGUGUUCGCAUGCUAUCUUUUGAGUCCCAAAGGCAAUUUUUGAAGGAGUUGGGCAACCAGAGCCAACUGAGGGUGCUCCGGGUGAUUGGUAUGGGCAGGCUGGAUGAGAGCAUGCAGGCAGAACUUUUGAAGUCACUAGGCAAUCUGCAGGAGCUCCAGCAUCUGGAUCUGGAUUGUUUAUGGAUUCGUGAAACUAGCCCUGUCUCAAUGGAGUGGGACAAAGCCAUGCUUCCGGAACAUCUCAGGCGUCUCUGUAUACAUUGUAUCUCGUUCCCUUGUGUGCCAUCAUUCAUAGAUCCCACGCUUCUCCUCAACCUUUGCUACUUGGAGUUGCAUGUGGAUCAUAUGGACGAGGCAGGUCUGAGAACCUUGGGUGGGCUGCCAGAUCUCCGUUACCUCUGUAUUGCACCUGCAGAUUACGGGACGGCUUCUCAUGAGCAGUCUAUGGUAAUUAAUAUUGCUUCCCAUGAUGUCUUCUUCCACAAGUUGAGAACCCUCAUAUUGUUUGGAUGGAUGGUCCAGUUGGCGACCAACGGUGACUCGACUAGUGCUUCGUUGAGCAUCUGCAGGGGAGGACAGGAUGCUGCUAUGGUAUUUGAUUCCAAUUCCAAAGCAGAGGACGGGGGCAGCAGUAGCAGAGUAGCACCGGGCCCUGUUGCUGUGAUGCCAAAUCUCCACGGGCUUGUGUUCACUGUCCCAGUCAGGGCUUUCUACGAGGAUGGACACGCUACCUGUGACAAUAAUCUCGGCUUGGACUUGGAGUGCCUCCCUUCGCUACGCUAUGUCUGGGCACGUCUCGACAGUAAGGGUGCCUUCCCUGAUGACGUGAACAAGGCAGACGCUGAGCUCAGGCGCAUAGUACAACUCCAUCCCAAUAGUUCUGCACUCAGAUUCGACGUAUGUGUGGUUAAUGAUGAAGAUAUGAUGGCACGACCAAUACACAACGACGGUGAAGAGGCAGAGGACAAGGAUGAGGUGACUGACGAGGAUGUCUCAGAAGCCUCAUUGUACGAUACAGCAGAGGAGGAUGAGAUGACAGAGGAGGAGGUCUCAGCAGCUUCACUAUCUGGCAGAGAAGAGGAGAAGAAGAGAAGGAGGAGGCCUUGGCAAUCUCCCUAUCCGACAGAAAAGAGGAGGAUGAGCACCCCGGCGUACAUGGUGCACCGCCCUCUCCGUCCGGAGCAGCUGAGCAAGUCGCUGGCCGAGUACAACUACGCCACCACGGAGGCCAAUGUCGAUGUACUCAAGUUCAUCCAGAUUGGUCUCACCUUCUCCGACGAGCAGGCAACACAGCCAAUGAUUGAGCCGGACGACAGACGCCGCCCCUGCGCCUGGCAGUUCAACUUCCGAGGGUCGAGGGACCGACGUCGCGGAUGCGGACCACAUCGAGCUGCUCCGCCACAGUGGGAUCGACUUCACCCGCCACGCCACAGAGGGAGUCGAUCCAGGACGCUUUGCCGAGCUGCUGAUGUCGUCCUCAAUAUGGACCUCUACUGGGUGACGUUCGAUGGUCGCAACGGUGUGGGUUACCUGCACAAGUUGGUCGCCAACGGAAAGCCUGCCUGA